AAUACAGCCACUUACCUGUCCCUCGGGCCAGCAGUGUCUUCACCACCACUGGUUUCACCAGCCGUCUUCUCUCUCUGGCACCAGCAUCUUCAGUGUGAACAGUUGACUGUGACAGCUUGGGGCUUCACAGUCUGAUGCCCACUGCGCAUGUGCGAGAAGUUCUGCGCUUUGUCAAUGGUCCUGUAGUCUUCUGGGACCUGUCACGUGUCCCAGAAGACUACAGGGAGAGGGGAGGACAACUUCCACUUCCGAUCGCAAAGGCGAUCGCAUGGAAGUGUGAGCGGGUACUUGUCAAAUUCGGGUACCCGCUCCCCAAAGGUGCCAAUCCUUAAUGGGUAGCUGGGGACAGUGCAUUAAAGCGGAACUUCCCCUUUUGGGUGGAACUUCUCUUUUA
Messenger RNA from Staurois parvus, 394 nucleotides. The record is from the annotation of a GenBank genome assembly. NCBI's taxonomy places the organism in Eukaryota, Metazoa, Chordata, Amphibia, Anura, Ranidae.